AUGCCUGGCAAGGACACUUUCCCCACCCCUCAGACUGGUAAGGUCGAUGCCGACUUCAAGCCCCACGACCCCUCCACCGCUGCUGAGCCGCUAGGAAAGGCCUUCGAGGCGCACAAAGCUCACCCUGGCCCGGCCAUUCCUCAAUCGAUGCCUGAGCAGGAGGGAACCAAGGAGGAGCGCCAGGCCAAGGCCAAGGAGCUGAACAAAUAA
Neoarthrinium moseri is the source of this 210-nucleotide messenger RNA. RefSeq lists its product as uncharacterized. The transcript is spliced from 2 exons. The record is from RefSeq and is a predicted model, not a curated record. Bases 1 to 210 code for a protein of 69 amino acids. Lineage: Eukaryota; Fungi; Ascomycota; Sordariomycetes; Amphisphaeriales; Apiosporaceae.